Fonsecaea pedrosoi CBS 271.37 is the source of this 1308-nucleotide messenger RNA. RefSeq lists its product as uncharacterized. Lineage: Eukaryota; Fungi; Ascomycota; Eurotiomycetes; Chaetothyriales; Herpotrichiellaceae. The coding region runs from base 1 to 1308 and encodes 435 amino acids. The record is from RefSeq and is a predicted model, not a curated record. The transcript is spliced from 5 exons.
AUGGAAGUCCCAAGACCAGAUGGACCAGAUGUGAACAGAGGGACAAGCAUCUUCGUUGGAUGCUGGGUACUGACUGGCUUCGUAUUCUUCGUGCUCCUUUUCCGAUAUGCCGUCAAGUCUUGGAUCUCAUGGCUGCUUCCCAACGUCUCCAAGCCACAGCGCGUAUGGGGUCUCGAGGACUUUUUCUUUGCGCUCGGCUGGCAACGGGGAUUGGGAAGGCAUUUCUUCUACCUCACGCCGAUCCAAAAGAACCAAGCCAUGAAAUGGGACUUUGUCUCUCAACCUCUGGCCGUCGCGGCGUCCAUGUGGUCACGGACGGGCGUCAUCCUCUUUCUGUAUACCUGCUUCGCACAGAACCGACGGAGUCUUCGGGUCAUCGUCAUCAUCUGCUUCGUGGUACAGAUCGUCGCAAACCUCUUCACCAUCCUGCAAAUCUUCCUGCAAUGCGGGCCGAACCCAUACCGACUUGUCGACCGAGCAUCGUAUUUCCACUACAUGUGGGAUCCCUUGCCAGAAGAUGGCUCCGUCGUGUGUCAGGCACCGUCGGUUCAAGCGACCGUGGGAUACGUCCAAGGCGCAUUCAACUGCAUCAUCGAUUUCACCCUGACCUAUCUGGCCGGUUUUGAGUUGUGGCAGUUCAUGUUCCGUGGCGCUCAGAGCAGCCGAGAGAACUCGUUCCUCGCCCGAUUCAAGAGACUAGAUCGCGGAAUCCGGACUCAGAGACUGUGGCAGACACUAUUGAUCUGCGGUCCACUGUUGUUGUCGGGUGUGGCAUCGAUCGUCAAGACAUACCUUCUCUCCGCUCUGGGAAGCCGACUGGACUUUACCUGGAACAUUGUCCCAUUCAUUCUCUGGGUCAAGAUCGAGAACUACUGCAUCCCGAUCGCCACGACAGCGCCGAUCCUCCGCCUGUUUAUCCGCACCUUCGUCGACCAACGCGGCACCGACCAAGACUACAGCCUCAGCCGUAGCGGCGGCGACGGACGCAGUGGCAGCGGACUGCGCUCCAAGCUCUCCGGGGCGGGCCACACUAUGGAACUCACCAACACGCGGUCUCACACGCGGUCGCACAUCCGACAAGACAGCAAAGGGUUCAUACACAUGCAAGAGACGGACGAGGCGGGCAGCGAGACGGCGCGGGGGCCGAGCAGACAGGGUUCCGAGAACGAGCUGAUUGUCAAUGAACACGAAAUCCGCGUCAAGCACGAGUACGAGGUGCGGGUGGAGGACAAAACCGACGUAUUCGUCCCCGCGGCUGGCCCUGGUAUGAAGAAGCCGCGUGUUCGUAGCAACGAUGCGUGGGCUUGA